Molecule: messenger RNA, 1087 nt
Organism: Xenopus laevis (African clawed frog)
Lineage: Eukaryota; Metazoa; Chordata; Amphibia; Anura; Pipidae
Product: hepatitis A virus cellular receptor 1 homolog
Exons: 6
Coding region: 110-805 (231 amino acids)
Source: RefSeq, a predicted model, not a curated record
CUACAAAAUGUAUGUGAAGCCUAAAACAUUGCAGAAAACCCAAAAGAAAGGCACUGCAUAUAACCUGCCGAGAGUGAAGCAAACCCUAGAGUGAAGCAGCUGCACGAUCAUGGGGAGGUCAGAGAACAGGGUGUGUUUUUCCCUUUGGAUUUGCCUCCUUGUAUGGCUCCAACCAGCAUUGUCACUAUCGGGUCCUGUAAUCGGAUUAGAGGGGGGAAGAGUGCUGUUACCCUGCACAUACCCUGUUACUAGAGGUACAAUCACUAUGUGUUGGGGGCGAGGGAGCUGCCCAAUUUCUAAAUGUAACAAUGGGAUCAUCUGGACUAAUGGCAAGAAAGUGACCUGGAAAGCAUCAGAAAAAUAUGGAUUAUGGGGAAACAUAACACAGGGGGACGUGUCUCUAACCAUCACUCAGCUGACCCUCAGUGACUCCGGAACCUACUGCUGCCGGGUGGAGACCCCUGGUUUGUUCAAUGACCAGAAGGUGAAGGUGUCUCUAGAGGUACAUGAAGCGGUCGAAGAUUCAACUCUAUUCUCUACAACGUCCUUUCCGGAAAGCGUGGCUCUGAGAAAGACAGAACUGUUCGAUCUGGAAACCAAACCUGAUGGCAACACCUUGUCGAGUAUUAUAAUUGCGAUGUUCCUCUUGGUGCUCCUGGUUGGUCUGUCACUGUACCUGUAUACAUGGAGAAACCACCCAUGUAGAAAAACAAGUAACUUGCCUGACUCAAGCCUCAGCGCCCUGGAGAAUGCUUUGAGCCCAGCGGCAGAGAAUGUUUAUUAUAUUAAAUUUGAAAACUUGUGAAGUUUUAUGUUUCUACUAGUUAAUAAGAAAGUGUUGUUGGGCUCCCAGUGUACCCCUCGCUCAGUUCCCCCACUAGAUUCAGCGUGGGCCUAAGGCAUAAGCUGACAUUGUGUCUCGUUACUUUUGAAACCCACACAUAAGGCAUGCUGGGAAAAAAACACUAUUCAUGCUAUAGCAAAUUACCCCCACCCAAAACCUCAUUUUCUAUCCACACACCUUUCAGACUCUUGUAGAGACUAUAAGAAUGAAUGAAUGAAAAAUAAAGUUUCUCUCUAAAUAUGA